Myripristis murdjan (pinecone soldierfish) is the source of this 5659-nucleotide messenger RNA. RefSeq names its product RAS p21 protein activator 3 (gene rasa3). Gene Ontology annotation, biological process: negative regulation of Ras protein signal transduction; intracellular signal transduction; regulation of GTPase activity. Gene Ontology annotation, molecular function: GTPase activator activity. Lineage: Eukaryota; Metazoa; Chordata; Actinopteri; Holocentriformes; Holocentridae. The record is from RefSeq and is a predicted model, not a curated record. The transcript has 25 exons. The coding region runs from base 166 to 2739 and encodes 857 amino acids.
GCCCAGCCAGCCUGCAGCAGUGGUCGGGACGGAGAAUGGUCGCUGUCCGGAAAGCCUAGAUGUUCAAAACCCCUGGAAUAGCCGUGCGCUGGAGAGGCCAGACCCGUUCACCGUGGAGGAUCGUCUUUAUUUACUAGUCUGAAGAGAAGGAGCCACGGUGCAAGCAUGGCAGUAGAAGAGGAAGGUCUCCGGGUUUUCCAGAGCGUUAAAAUAAAAAUAGGUGAAGCUAAGAACAUCCCUCCAUACCCAGGGCCCAACAAGAUGCGGGACUGUUACUGUACUGUCAACCUGGACCAAGAAGAAGUCUUCAGGACCAAGAUUAUCGAGAAGUCUCUUUGUCCGUUCUAUGGGGAGGACUUCUACUGCGAGAUCCCACGCAGCUUCAGGCACCUCUCGUUCUACAUCUUCGACAGGGACGUCUUCAGGAGGGACUCCAGUAUCGGCAAGGUGGCUGUGAAGAAAGAGGACUUGCAGAAGUACCACGGGAAAGACACCUGGUUCCAGCUACAACCUGUCAGCGCUGACUCAGAGGUGCAGGGAAAAGUACACCUGGAGCUGCGACUGAGCGAAGUCAUCACAGACAGUGGAAUUGUCUGCCACAAACUAGCAACACGAGUGUUGGAGUGCCAAGGUCUUCCAAUUGUCAAUGGCCAAUGUGAUCCCUACGCUGCUGUCUCCCUCCUAGGACCUUCCAGGUCAGAAGCCAAAAAGACCAAGGUCAAGAGGAAAACCAACAACCCCCAGUUUGAGGAGGUUUUCUACUUUGAGGUGACAAGGCCGUUAAGUUACACAAAGCGACAGUUUGAUGUCGAAGAAGAGGAUGUUGACAAACUGGCUCUGAGGGUCGACCUGUGGAACGCCAGCAACCUGAAGUUUGGAGACGAGUUCCUGGGAGGCGUGCGGGUUCCUCUGAGGGUCCUGGGCCAGGCUGGGGUCCACGAUGCAUGGUACUUCCUCCAGCCGAGGGAGAACGGAGGGAAGUCGGUGAAGGUAGAAGAGCUCGGCUCUCUCCGUCUGAACAUCGUUUACACUGAGGACCACGUCUUCCCCUCAGAGCACUACACACCUCUACGAGACCUGCUGUUACACUCUGCUAACGUAGAGCCUGUAUCAGCAUCCACAGCUCACAUUCUGGGGGAGGUGUGUCGUGAGAAGCAGGAGGCGGCCAUUCCUCUGGUGCGCCUCUUUCUUCACUAUGGCAAGAUCGUGCCUUUCCUGAGCGCCAUCGCUCACGCUGAAGUCAACCGCACACAGGAUCCUAACACCAUUUUCCGGGGGAACUCUCUGACUUCCAAGUGCAUUGAUGAGACCAUGAAGCUGGCAGGCAUGCACUACCUGCAAGUCACACUCAAGCCAAUCAUAGAUGAGAUCUGCACAGAACACAAACCGUGUGAAAUUGACCCGGUCAAGCUCAAAGAGUCAGAGAACCUUGAGACCAAUAGGGAAAACCUCCGUCAGUACGUUGACCGCAUCUUCAACGUUAUCACCACCUCUGGUGUUCGCUGUCCCACCGUCAUGUGUGACAUCUUCUUCUCUCUGAGGGAAUCUGCCGCCACCCGUUUCCAAGUGGAUCAAGAUGUCCGAUACACAGCAGUGAGCAGCUUCAUCUUCCUGCGUUUCUUUGCUCCAGCCAUUCUCUCCCCCAACCUGUUCCAGCUAAGACCACACCAUCCAGAUCCCUCCACCUCACGAACUCUCACACUCAUCUCCAAGACCAUCCAGACCCUGGGAAGUCUAGCCAAGUCUAAAUCUGCCAAUUUCAAAGAGUCUUACAUGGCUGCAUUUUAUGACUACUUCAAUGAGCAGAAAUAUGCGGAUGCUGUGAAGAAUUUCCUGGACCUGAUCUCAUCCUCUGCGAAGUGGGAUCAGAAGAGUAUUGAGACACCCAUCAUGCUGAAGGAGGGGAGUGUUAAACUCACUAUAAAGAGGGUUGAUGGGAAGGGGUCAAAAGGCACGAAGGGCAGAUUUAUGAUAAAGAGAGCACAGGGGAGAAAUCGGUUCGGUAUGAAGAACUUCAAGAAGAGAUGGUUUCGCCUCACCAAUCAUGAGUUUACCUACCACAAAACGAAAGGUAACGCCAAAGGUGAGGGAGCUCUGUGCAGCAUUCCUAUAGAGAACAUUUUGGCUGUGGAGAGGCUGGAGGAGGAGUCCUUCAAGAUGAAAAAUAUGUUCCAGGUCAUUCAGCCGGAGAGGGCGCUGUACAUCCAGGCCAACAACUGUGUGGAGGCGCGGGACUGGAUCGACAUCCUGACCAAAGUCAGCCAGUGCAACCGCAAGCGCCUGAGCACCUACCAUCCUUCAGCAUACCUCAACGGCCACUGGCUCUGCUGCAAGCUCUCCGCAGACACCGCUCCCGGGUGCACGCCCUGCACUGGUGGUCUUCCAGCCAACAUCCAGCUGGACGUGGAUGGAGACAGAGAGACUGAGAGGAUCUACUCCCUGUUCAGCACAUACAUGACCAAACUGGUUAAGAUGCAAGAGGCCUGUGGCAGUAAAUCAGUGUACGAUGGCCCUGAGCAGGAGGAGUACUCCAGCUUUGUCAUUGAUGACCCCCAGGAGACCUACAAAACCUUGAAGCUGAUUGUUUCGGCUGUGCAGACCUUGGAGCAACAGCACACCAAGUAUAAACGGGACAAGUUCAAGAAGACAAAGAUAGGCAGCCAGGAGCAUCCGAUUGGAGACAAGAGUUUUCAGUGCUACAUCCGCCAGCAGUCUGAGAGCUCCAACUACUCUAUCUAGCCCCGGCUCUGUCUACUGUUUCCACGAUGCCCAGAACCAGCAUAUUUUACUUGACUGCAAAAAAAAAAAAUUCCAUCUUGAAACGUCAUUGAGUGGUAAAAUCAUAUUUUUUGUAAAACAAGUAAAAGAAUUACCAUCGGGCUGAGAUAAUUUCACUUUUUCCCAAUGCAACUCAGCUCACUUGAAGAAUUUUCUUGAAUCGAGUCACAAUAGUGAAGUGAUUUAUUUCAAGAUAUUGCGACUUGUUUCAAGAAAUGUGUUGAAAACAAGCGACACUGCAUCGGAUGCAAACAGAGCUUGGUUCUCUUGUGUUAAAGAAAAUAAGAUUUUAAAACUCAUAAUUCCAGACUAAACGUCUUGUUUAGAUGGGCAUUUUUGCAGUGUUCCCAAGGUGCAUCACUCCAAAUACGGAGACCCAGACCUCAGAUCAAAGAGAGAGAAAGAGGAACAAUCGCGGAGGGAUGCGAAUGAAGAAUCAUACCAAGCAUCUGUUGGAGUCUCCUCUCCGUGAUGUGCUGAGAGAACAAAAGUUUUCACUGGACAGUUUUGACAGUGACCACGCACUUUAAUUGCCUCCAAAUCUAUGGAUGAACAAGCCUCGCAGCACACUUUAAAAAAAACAAAACAAAACAAACAAAAAAAAAAAUGCUUAUUUUACCUGUUUAAUUUUUAUUGGUUUUAAUGGUUGUUGAAAUGUUCCUUUGUAUUUCAAGUCUCACAGACCAAACCUGAUGGAAGGACUGUAUUUACCUUUGGGUAAAAGUUGUCCCAGUGUGUCUUGACUUUUGUCCCCAACCUCCUCAAGAAGGCGGUGAAGGAAGAGGGCACGAGAAUGGAUCACCGGGACCAACCAUAGCCCUUAGCUAUCAAACACACUCCACUGAUAACUGUAGCCCUCAUUUGCAAACUGUUUUAUCAAUGUGCUAACAGAUUUAUUGGUUCGAGUUUUAGCUUUUGAUUCUGAGCUUUUUUUUUUUCUGUUGUGUUUGGAAUAUCAUGUGUCACCCGCUACCUGCGUUAAAUAUCACAAAGCAGAAAAUAUGUGUUAGUGCAGCUGACCACCUGGUUCAUAGGAUGGUUAUUAGCUUUACUUUUAUUUAAUCCAUAUACUAAUAUGUUGAACGGUCUCAAGUUACGUCAGUGAACUGGACAGUGUAUUGCUGAUUAUUUUUUUGCCCUGUUGGCUGCCUGAAAACGGUGUUCUUCUGCUUUGUGAGUCAGCUAUUUCUUAUUUUGGAAACCGCUUCCAGUUGUUUAAAACCUAUUUGUACACAUUCCUCUGCGAAACUGCCUGCUGUGAAUUUCAUUGGUUAGCACCCCAGAGUCUAUUGAAGGUACAAGAGUUAUUGUUGUUAACCCGUUGCGUUGCUUUGUGGUUCUCAGUGGCACUCACUUUUCAUCAGCACUCACUCUCACCAAAUCAUGUGUAGUAUAGCUGGUGGUCGGCGAUGUUAGCCCGAACAGUGACUUGACCGCAUGACCAGCUGACAAGGAAACCAUAGAUAAACAACUAAUUUUGUAUUUCCAAAAAAAAAAAAAAAAAAAAAAAGAAAGAAAGAAAGAAAGAAAGAAAAAGAAGUACCUGGGUGUCUAUCAGUUAUGUAGCCUCAUGGGUGUUCCCGUGGUCAACAGGAUCCCAAACAGUGCCAGUCAUCACUUUUCUAGAAUUCUCUUUUUGGAAGAAGAAGAAGAAGAAGAAGAAAAAACAUAGCAAAAAUUAUAUUCAUUGUUUAAAUAUGUUUUUUAUAUCUCAAAACCAAUACUGUUUUAAUAACAGCAAUUAUUCCAAUGAGACAUUGUUUUCUGUCUUCAUCAAAGUAUGUCGCUCCACAACCUAUAUGGAGCGUUGUUGACAUAUAGACUCUGUUUUCUAUCUUUGUCUUGUCAUACAGGAAAUCUCUCUGUUUAUCUGAGCUGAACGAUUGAGAUGAGUCCUGGUGUAUGUUGAGCCGUGUGUGUGUGUGUGUGUGUGUGUGUGUGUGAGAGAGAGAGAGAGUGUGAGAGUGUGCAUUUCUCAUUAUGUGCAUGAGUGAUAUACGAGAUUGUUUAAGUUUGAAACAAACACUUUGACGGGUUGUAUUGCCAAUUGAAUUAAUCCAGUGUUACAGGAAAGGCAGAGUCCCAGUGGUUGUAAAAAAAAAAAUCAAAACAAAAAAGAAAAGAAAAGAAAACACUGCCUAUCAUACUAAAGACUGUAGUAGGAUUGUGAACACACUGUUACAGUGGACCAACCUCUACUCUUCCCUGAACCCCCCCCCCCCCCCCCCCCACCCAUUCUGUAUAGAGUCGCUGUUCCAUUUGAAAGACCCCUUGCCAAUAUUUUCUCCCAAGAGCUUUGAUGUAAAUAAUCCAGUCGUAUCAUUGAUGAAACAUAAAGAGAACAGCGUUGCUUUAACCUCUGAUCUUUGGUGAGUGUUUGUUUCCACCAUUUACUAACUCUCCUCAGGGUUAUCAAAAUGAAGCACUGCAUGUUUUGUUGCCAAGACUGAGGAAAUGUGGGUAAAAUAUAAAUCACGAGAUGAUUCUGUCAUUCAUCCCAACCUUGGUAUUCAUAUUUAUUAUCAUUUUUCAAUGUAACUUUCUUAGAGAUACCUGUUGAGUUGUCAUAGAUUAAUGACAACUCUUCUAUCUUGACACCCACAAAUGUGUGACUUAUGCAAUAAUGGCAUUUCAGCAUGCUACAAUAUUAACAACCCCUUAAAUAAAGCAGUCACAUUGUCUCGAUGCAUAAUAAUAAUAAUAACAAUACAUAUCUGCUGACUUUUGCAGUAAAAUUCUCAAGAUAAACACAAAGGGAGAACAGUGUAUUUUGUAUAAAUAUUUUAAAAGUAGUUAUAUGUGUACAUAAAACAGUUGAAUGAAUGGUGAACAUGUGAUGUGUUUUUCCUGAAUAACUAAAUGAAAACAAUAUUAAUGCAAA